Molecule: messenger RNA, 4026 nt
Organism: Oncorhynchus masou masou (cherry salmon)
Lineage: Eukaryota; Metazoa; Chordata; Actinopteri; Salmoniformes; Salmonidae
Product: connector enhancer of kinase suppressor of ras 2-like
Exons: 21
Coding region: 216-2762 (848 amino acids)
Molecular function (GO): protein binding
Source: RefSeq, a predicted model, not a curated record
CCGCUCCAAACUGAGUGUGAAGAAAAUAUGCGCAUCUGAAUCACGGGCAAACAAGCUUCAUGCUAUUGGUUCCCCGGGGAUUUACCUGGAAAUGGGAGUGCCCAUCAUCAUCAUCAUCAUCGUCGAGAUGAAUUGUUCCUUCCUCUGAUCCCUUGUAGAGUCCGUUGAAGAAUUCGAUUGGGAAUAACUGAACCAACGUUCCCAGGACUCCAAGCAUGGAGCCUAUAACGUCAUGGAGCAAGGAGAGAGUAAGCGACUGGCUCAAAGGUCUGGAUGUCCCUCUCCAGCAGUACCCCUUCAAGGAGUGGCAGGUGACUGGUUUGGAACUGCUGCAGCUCUCCUCCCAGGACCUGGAGCGUCUGGGCGUCCAUAAGAUUGGCCACCAGGAGCUCAUCCUCGAGGCCGUGGAGAAGCUCUGCUCCCUGACGUACGGUAUGGGUGGAGAGAGCCUGCGCUGCCUGACAGAGAAGCUGCGCAUUGUGAUCCACUCCCUGACCAUGGGCAUCCAGGUCCGCUGGAGGGUGAACCCCUACGACGGGCAGACUGCCACCAGGCUGCCGGCCAGCGUGCUGCAGGUGGUGCUAGAGCUCAUCACCUCCGCCAAGGGCCUCUUCUCUCUGCUCAACAGGUACCAGUUUGCCCAGCUGAGUGCUUACACGACCAGUAGGACCAUCAUCACCCACUGUAAAGAGCUGGGGACCACAGUACACAAGGAUUCAACAGUUUACGAGAAAGAAAAGGACAUCAUCUCCAUCUGUCGUCAGUUGGAGGCAGUGUGCGAUGAGAUCCUGAAUUGCAGUCCAGAGGCGCUCCUUUCCCACACUGCCCAGUUGGAGAGUGUUGACCUGGUGCCUGUCUCCCCCGGCGACCACCUGGGCAUUGAGAUCACGUCCACUGGCUCCAGUAAUCACUACAUCACAGGCACCACCGCAGAGUCACCCGCUGAGUUCUGUGAGAAGAUACUGGCUGGAGACGAAGUGAUCCAAGUCAAUGACCAGAUUGUGGUUGGCUGGAGCAGGAAGAACCUCGUGAAGAAACUGAAGGAGAACCCCAGUGGGGUGACGCUGGUCCUCAAGAAGGUCCCCGUGUCACUGAGAACCAAAGAGACAGCCCAACAGCCCCCCUCGCCACAGAAAGAGGAAGAGGAGGAGGAGGAAGAAGAAGAGGGAAACCAGAAACACUCCAUAUUUGAGAGAGUAGCAGCCUCAGUCAGGUCUCUGUCAUUCAGGGCUGCAGUUCAAGGGCCAGUGGAUAUCCAGCCUAUGGGCCAGGAGAAGUCGGAUUUGUCCAGCGACAGGGGAUUGGACGGCAGCCUGACAUACACCUUAUGUCCCAGAGGGUCCCAGGGGGACCUCUCAUACCUGUCAUCAGGAGAAGCCGAGGGUUUGGAGGGGUCCAGGCUCAGCCCCGGGCCGAACGGAAAGGGCUCUGCACCCUCCAGAAGUCCGUCCCCCCGGGUAAUAGAACUAGGCAGAGAGAGUAUCAGUUCCAUCAGUUCCUGUCCUGAGAUGGGCGGACACACGGAGGAUAAAGAACAAAAAAAGGGGUCUACAAAAGGCACGCGUAAAGCGAUGAGCAGCAGGCGGCGUGUGUCGUGUCGUGAGCUGAGUCGGCCCGAGUGUGACGGUUGGCUGUGGAAGAAGAGAAAGGAGAGCAGUGUGUUCAUGACCCAGAAGUGGCAGCGUUUCUGGUUCGUCCUCAAGGGCCCCUCUCUCUAUUGGUACACCAGUCAGCAGGAGGAGAAAGCGGAGGGCCUGGUUAAGAUCUCCAGCUACAACAUAGAGGGUGCAGGAGAACACAAGAGGAAGUAUGUCUUCCAAAUGUGCCACCAGCGCUUCCAGACUUUCUUCUUCGCAGCCGAGAACGUCAAUGACAUGACCAAGUGGAUCAACUGUCUGAUUUCAGCCAUCCAAAAACACAAGAAGUUCCACAAAGGGCCACCGGACAGCGAAGAGGAUUGUUACAGUGAGACCGAGUCAGAAGAUGAGGGGUCUUCUCCUUCUCCACACAGAAACAAGAUCUACACGAAAACGCUGUCCAACACACUGCCUCGGGCCAGGAAGGGCAAGGACAAGGGCAAGGACAAGGACAAAGAGAAGAAGGACAAGAUGCACGUUCCUGGUCCACCCACAGGGCGCAGCAGAAGCCCAGGAGCUCCGGAGGAUGAGAUGGGCGUGCUGUUCCACCGGCUGAAUGAGGGUGGCGUGUCCCUGAUUGGCAGCGACAAGCUCACAACUCACGACCACUUCCGCAAGUCCUUCAUCCGGCGCAACAAGAACCCGGUCAUCAACGAGAAGGCCCACGCGCUCCGCGUGCUGCAGAGCACCCUCAAGGAUAAAGAGGCGGAGCUCCAACUCAUUAACAAGGUUCUGGAGGACUCUGAUCUGACGUCGCAAAAGUACCGCCAGUGGAAAGAACAUAACGAAGACCUUCACCUGGUGAUCGAGAAACUGGCUGUCCAACGGGCUAAAGCUGUAGCCACGGCAAGGGUGGGGCAUAAAGAGGACCAGGACACACCCCCCGAACCGUCGCCCGGGAAGCAGGUCACUGUGGAGACGGGGGGGUGUGUGUGUGGACUGAGCCUUAGUGACGGGGAGAUGCUGGUGGAUGCGGAGCCGUUGUUGUCAGGCCCGGUGAAGAAUGUGGGUGACUUGGAUGUAGAGCCACAGUCCGAACACUCAUCGACUGCUGAGAGCAGCACAGAGCAGCAGAGCAGCAACACAGCCGAUGAAGCUAGCCCAGAUAAUUACUUCUACAUAUGAGACACCAAUGGACUGAUCUGAUGAUGGUUUUUCUAGUUUCCAUCAAUGAUUAUUAUAAGGGCCUGGUGUUUUUCCCAACCAUAUGACCUAAGCAGGAAAAACUCAUGGCUCUAGUUAUAGCUGUGAUACCUUCCAGGAGAUUUUUCUGGUCAGUAAAAAGUGUGGCCCCUCAGGAUUUUUGCUUGGUUUUUGUUGAUAGGAAAGACGGGCUUUGUCUAUCCAAACCUGAAUUCGGUAUUCAUAUAACAAAAAACUAACAAUUUUGCCAAGUAUCACUCUAUUGAUAGAUAUAUAUACUGUAUUCAUGGGAUAUUAUGGGCUGUCUUAGUUUUCUACUAUUGCAUUAUUAUUGCAGAUUUUAAAGGAGAUUUUACAGGUAAAUUAUAUCUGUGCUUUAUGCCUGUUAUGUACAUAGAAUUUUAAAUGUCAUGUAACAAGAUGUAUUGCCAUUUUUAAACUUAGAUUGUAUGUCUUUUUGCACAGAAUAAGGUCCGAUCUUACCACCUUAUGAACAUUGUUAUUAUAGAUCAAAGACAAUUAUUCAUUUUAAUCUGAGGUUAACAUUGAAGACUGUUCCAAGAUGUGUUCCCAAGUGUGUGUGCGCGUACGUGCUUGUUUUCAGCUGGGUUUGUCCAAUGCAUCUUGAAUACACUGAUGGUCCAAAACAUUAGGAACACCUUCCCACUAUUGAGUUGCUUCCAUUUUUGCCCUCAGAACAGACUCAAUUCUUCAGCAUGGACUUUACAAGGUGUCGAAUGCUGGCCCAUGUUGACCCAAAUGCUUUCCCACAGUUGUCAAGUUGGCUGGAUGUCCUUUUGAGUGCUGGACCAUUCUUGAUACACACUUUGAAACUGUUAGGUGUGAAAACCCCAGCAGCAUUGCUGGUCUUGACACACUCAAACCGGUGUGCCUGGCACCUUCUACCAUACCCUGUUCAAAGGCACUUCAAUCUUUUGCGCAUUCCCCCUCUGAAUGGCAAUACAUACACAAUCCAUGUCUCCGUUGUCUUGAGGCUUAAAACUCCUUCUUUACCCUGUCUCCUUCCGUUCAUCUGAAGUGUAUUUGACGAGUGACAUCAAGGAGGGAUCAUGGCUUGCACCUGUAUUUACCUGAUCAGUCCAUGUCCUAAUGUUUUGUACACUCAGUGUAAACUGAUUCAAUAUAUUCUGAUUGAGCAAUAGCGAUCCUCACUGGUGACUGAGCAAGUGACUGCUGUAAAGAACAAAUGAUGAACGCAUACAUUUGAUUAAAGUUUAAUAAUCUA